CCUGUCCCAGGCAGUCCAUCUCUUUAUAGUUGUCACUCACGCACGCGCACGAAGCCACUUGUCGGCUCGGCGCGCUCGGCACGAGAUAUUCCGAUGCGCUCUUCUCCUCCUCCUUCCUCGCAACUUGUCCGCGGAGCGCCACGCCGCCGCCUCUGCUCCCGCAGGGCUUCUGGGAACGCGCGCCAGCGCUCGUAGCGAGAAAAAAUCCUCGCUUCAUCGCAGCGCACAGGUGUCAGGCAGGGGCUGCCGUGAACACACACACAGAGAGAGAGAGCGAUAGCGAGGGUAGAGCGACGAGGAGGGGAGAGGGAAAGGAUAGAGAGGUCGGUGUUUGCGCGCUCUCGCGUGACGCACUCCCGUCCGCUCGUCUCUGCUCUCCGCUGCAUCGAUCAGUAGCGGUGGCGACUUUCGAGCGGGCGAGUCUCAGUCUCUCGUACGUGACCGUACAGCAGCAGCAGCAGCUGCUCAUAGGGCGCCGCGACCGCGUGUUACCACCGCCAGUGAGCAAGCAGCCCGCGAGCACACGCGUGAACACCGCUUGACCCCCCUCACAGCAAAUCGGAGUAGAUGCUUCAUCAUCCGGCGUGCUCUCCUCGAGAGAAUGCGCUGAGCGCACGACCGAAAAUGCGCCUUUUUUUGAAGACCGGCGCGUGAUAGCGGAGCGGGAUUCAUCGACGGUUGCGCGCAGAUAUAGGACGCACAGUGGCGUUGUUCAUUCCCUGUCCCCUCUCCUCCUCGACGUCGUGUACUCCUCGCUGCUCGCUCUCUCUCGCUCGCUCUCAUUUGCGUUCGUUCGCGGGAACGAUGGAGAACGCGCGAGGAAAUGUCACCAACUCAAGCGCGGGCGGCGAUGGCAAUGUCACCGGCUCGCUCGGGCCGGGGCAUCACCACCACCACCACCAGGAGCAGCAGCAGGAAAGCGGCGACGACGAAGGAAUGGACCCGACCGGAAUCAUCGUGCCGGCGGUCUUCGGCGUCAUCUUUCUGCUGGGCGUGCUGGGCAACACCCUGGUGCUGGUGGUGCUGCUGUGCCGAAAGUCGCGGCGGGUGCAGCGCAACACGACCAACACGUUCAUCCUCAACCUGAGCGUGGCCGACCUCACCUUCCUGAUGGUGUGCGUGCCCUUCCAGUCGACAAUCUACGUGCUUCCCACGUGGGUGUUCGGCGCCUUCCUCUGCAAGGCCGUGCACUACUUCGUCACCGUGUUCAUGCUCGUGAGCAUCUUCACGCUGGCCGCGAUGUCGGUGGAGCGCUACAUCGCCGUGGUCCACUCGCACCGGUCGCCCGUGCUGAGAACCACGCGGAACGCGCUCGCCGGCGUGGCCGUGAUCUGGGCGCUGUCCGUGGUGGCCGCGAUCCCCUGCGCCCAAAACCGGAUGCUGGUGGACGGAGUAAACUACUCGCACCCGGGCCAGUUCUUCUGCUGGGAGGCGGAGGCGUCCAAGAGGCGAGCCUACAUCACGGGAAUCUUCAUCUUCGGCUACCUGCUGCCUCUGCUGCUCAUCUCCUGCUGCUACAUCAGCGUGCUGACACACCUGCAGAGGAAGGUUCGCAACAUAUCCAAGAAGUCACAGCGCUCGAAGAAAAAGACGGCGCAGACGGUGCUGGUGGUGGUGGCCGUGUUCUGCAUAUCGUGGCUGCCUCACCACGUCAUUCACAUGUGGGUCCUCUACGGCUCCUUCCCGCUGACAAGCGCCUCCUUCGCGUUCCGCAUCGUGUCCCACUGCCUCUCGUACGGGAAUUCCUGCGCCAAUCCCAUCAUCUACGCGUUCCUCUCGGAGAACUUCCGCAAGGCCUACCGCCAGGUCUUCAGCUGUCAGCUGCCAGUGAGCUCCUCGCUAAAGGCCAAGAGCACGCGGAUCCGGCUCGAGAAUUUCUCCUCCACGCACACGUGCACCACCAGCCCGUACUAGGGCACCACCAGCACGUGCUAGGGCACCACCAGCACGUGCUAGGGCACCACCAGCACGUGCUAGGGCACCACCAGCACGUGCUAGGGCACCACCAGCACGUGCUAGGCACGUGCUAGGGCACCACCAGCACGUGCUAGGGCACCACCUGCCCGUACUAGGGCACCACAAUCCUGUACUAGGGCACCACCAGCACGUGCUAGGGCACCACCAGCACGUGCUAGGGCACUACCAGUACGUGCUAGGGCACCACCAGCCCGUACUAGGGCACCACCAUCCUGUACUAGGGCACCACCAGCCCGUGCUAGGGCACCACCAGCACGUGCUAGGGCACCACCAGCACGUGCUAGGGCACCACCAGCACAUGCUAGGCACGUGCUAGGGCACCACCAGCACGUGCUAGGGCACCACCUGUCCGUACUAGGGCACCACCAUCCUGUACUAGGGCACCACCAGCACGUGCUAGGGCACCACCAGCACGUGCUAGGGCACUACCAGCACGUGCUAGGGCACCACCAGCCCGUACUAGGGCACCACCAUCCUGUACUAGGGCACCACCAGCACGUGCUAGGGCACCACCAGCACGUGCUAGGGCACCACCAGCACGUGCUAGGGCACCACCAGCACAUGCUAGGCACGUGCUAGGGCACCACCAGCACGUGCUAGGGCACCACCUGUCCGUACUAGGGCACCACCAUCCUGUGCUAGGGCACCACCAGCACGUGCUAGGGCACCACCAGCACGUGCUAGGGCACUACCAGCACGUGCUAGGGCACCACCAGCCCGUACUAGGGCACCACCAUCCUGUACUAGGGCACCACCAGCACGUGCUAGGGCACCACCAGCACGUGCUAGGGCACCACCAGCACGUGCUAGGGCACCACCAGCACGUGCUAGGGCACCACCAGCACGUACUAGGGAACCACCAGCCUGUACUAGGGCACCACCAGCACGUGCUAGGGCACCACCAGCCUGUACUAGGGCACCACCAGCACGUGCUAGGGCACCACCAGCACGUACUAGGGCACCACCAUCCUGUACUAGGGCACCACCAGCACGUGCUAGGGCUCCACGCGUUCCGUCCUCGUUCUUUCACUAAUCAAGUAGCCCGAGUCGGCUCAUGUAGCGCACGCGUGAGAUCCGUGCCCCGCAAACCGCAGGCGCACGUACACGUGCACUCCCUUCACCUACAACGAGACCAGAUUGAAUGGGAGAGUAAUACACAGAAUGGGCAUUGAGAUAAUGUAAAUAUUCAGUUAAUGUCGACAUGAGCAGACCUUUACUGUCCCUGAGCCAAUAACCUCACACCUCUCUCUCGAUAUAUAAACCCACACGUCA
Messenger RNA from Petromyzon marinus (sea lamprey), 3249 nucleotides. RefSeq names its product galanin receptor 1 (gene GALR1). NCBI's taxonomy places the organism in Eukaryota, Metazoa, Chordata, Hyperoartia, Petromyzontiformes, Petromyzontidae. Gene Ontology annotation, cellular component: plasma membrane. Gene Ontology annotation, biological process: G protein-coupled receptor signaling pathway. The record is from RefSeq and is a predicted model, not a curated record. Gene Ontology annotation, molecular function: G protein-coupled receptor activity.